Messenger RNA from Exophiala spinifera, 1212 nucleotides. RefSeq lists its product as uncharacterized. The transcript is spliced from 2 exons. The record is from RefSeq and is a predicted model, not a curated record. The coding region runs from base 1 to 1212 and encodes 403 amino acids. Lineage: Eukaryota; Fungi; Ascomycota; Eurotiomycetes; Chaetothyriales; Herpotrichiellaceae.
AUGGCUGAACCAGACCUCUGGCAGCCUUACGACCCCUAUCCAGAACCCGCCCAUCCACAAUGGAAAGCACGCGGUGUUGACGGCAACCUAAUCAGAAUCCGACAUCCAUGCUACCCAGAUGAGACCUGUGACACCCUUCUGAACUUUUGGUCCCCGGCUCACCACGAAACGGUGCGGAUUGCCUGUGCAAUAGUUGCAAGCAAUGCGUGGGAGGAGGGCUAUCUGUCGACUGAUCGCGAUGGGAACGAUCCGCUCGACAGAAACCCUGAGAUCGCCCUCAGGAGCGCGUCGUACUAUUUUCACGCGGCACAACCGAUUAAUGGCACUGCGGUCGACUACCCUGUCGUUCCCAAUUUCGAGCACUGGCCAUAUCCCUCUACGCUUCCCUCCUACUGGACCGAGAUCUCGCUUUUCCCCCAGACAGCGCAACCCCCGAUCGAGUCACAUUACUGCAGGCUUACGCAGUGUGACUAUUCUGUGGAAAACGCUCACCUGGUCCCUGCGGCGGAAAGAGAGUGGUUUGACAAGAAUUCCAUGUGCGAUUAUACGGAUUCUACCGCCAUAGACGAGAUGAAGCACCCAAACAACACCGUCCGCUUCAGGAGUGACAUCCACACCGUCUUCGAUGCCAAGCGCUUUGCUAUCGUCCCGGUCGGCCGACGACUCGUGGCGUAUUGCUUCCACGCGCAACCAGGCUCGCAUAUCGAGCGUCUCCAUCACCGAGUCGAGCUCCACAGACUUCAAAAUCCGCCCCAGCUGCUGUUGGCCCGAUUCGCAUACACUGUCUUUGAAGGUUUACGAGCGUUUCUGAAUAGACGUGUGGAAAGAAUGCUUCAGCUUCGCUUGGGAAAUUCAUUGGUGGUCGAGAAAUGUGAUGCCGAGAAGUGCCAGCAAUCUUUUCGAGCAACGGCUUCUCAAGGCAAAUCCAGAAGUGUCAGCCCAAAAAAGCGAUCAAGGUCACAGGCGGACGAAGAAACGGACAUUGAAUCCUCAGACAAUGGAAAGGAUUUGAGGGGCCGCAAGAGACAUCGCUCUGAUGAACCCAUUCGGAGGCCGCUUUCGUUCUCUCGUGAUGCUAGCAGUUUCGUCUCUGAAGAUCAGUCGAUUCCAACAUCCGAAGAAUCUCGGCUCCCUCUCCAUUUCAAAACGGAUGAUGUCCCCAUCUCCUCAUCACAGCCAAGUGCCCGUGAUCGACUGGACCAUCCUGGCUGA